This is a messenger RNA of Chroicocephalus ridibundus (black-headed gull), 6591 nucleotides long. It is a transcript of the gene GDF2, whose product is annotated as growth differentiation factor 2. The record is from RefSeq and is a predicted model, not a curated record. The coding region runs from base 4927 to 6213 and encodes 428 amino acids. Lineage: Eukaryota; Metazoa; Chordata; Aves; Charadriiformes; Laridae. Gene Ontology annotation, biological process: BMP signaling pathway. Gene Ontology annotation, molecular function: growth factor activity; cytokine activity. Gene Ontology annotation, cellular component: extracellular region. The transcript is spliced from 2 exons.
AAAUGCCCUCUGUUACAUUCUAUUAAUUAGAUGGAAACAUGUAAAUACAUGUUAAGCUUGUCAUAAUGCACCUCAAUAGAUUAAAGACAGAAGGGAAUACUGUGAUCAUCUAGACCGACCUCCUGCAUAGCACAGAUCAAAGAACUUCGCCCAGUAGUUUCUGGUUUGAGCUUGGGAAUAUCUUUGAAAAACAUGCAUAAAUUUGGCUUUAAAGAUUUCAUGUGAUGGAAUCUCUCUACUGGACUACAAGUAGUUGUUCCAAAAGUUAGUGCUCUUUGUUCAAAUGCAGUGGCUUAAUCCUAGUCUGAAUUUGUUGAGCUUUAGCUCCAAUUCACGGGAUCUUACUGUAACCUAUUUUAGUAGAUCCCUUUCAUCUAUUAUCCAAAAUACUUUCACUGUGUACUUUUAGUAUAUAGAGCAGGGUCAGAAUAUAUUUUGGCUAAGAUUUAAAUAGGUACUUUGAUUUCUUAUUCUAAGCCUCAGAAAAAUUUCUCACGGCUCUUUUCCAACAAUGAACAUCAAAACGGGACACAAUAUUUGGCAGUGGUUCUGUUAGAAGUCUUCACAGAAAUGAAGUGUCUGCAUCCCCCUAACUCCUGUACAAUCCUCUGUUGAUACAUUCAUUGUAGCCCUUGUAACUGCAGCACUUCUUUAAGAGCUAAUGUUCCAUCGUUGUGCCUGUCAAUAAACAGGCUUGUGUCCCUGCGUGCCAGGACACACUUGCCACAUAUUCCAUUUUCACCCACCUCCUGUACAAUAGCAUAGGCAGACCAGGCGCAGAACAAACUUCUGAAGUCUGUGAGCUAGCACAAACUGAAAGAUAUGAAGUGUUUCCUCCUCAAGAGACAGUCUAGCCUUCUGCACUAUCUAUCUUAUCCAUUAAGAGUUGUAUUAUUUAGGGGAAGGAUGCCACACACACUACCUUCUGAUGAAUUACUAACUGGAAGGCUCCUAUCCUGCUAAGGUGCUAGGUGACUUCUGCCACCAAUAUUCAAUAUGCAUGUGGUGCAGAUUCUCAGGACAACAGAGGUGUGUAAAUGUGGUACUUCCUGCUAACCUACAUAAAAGCAAGAUUCAGUGUGUACAGGAGUGUCUGCAAUGUUAUUUUCAUAGCAGUUCUCACUAGUUCCUCCUAAACACCUCUCAAUAAGAAGUAGAUAGUUCUAAGGGACUUUGUAGUGACUGCCAGUUAUGACUGGAUCAUGGAUCCUGCUAGGCAUUUCUUCUUCUCCCAAAGUACUACAGUGAUUUACACUGGAAAUACUGGGACAAACCUUUGUAUACUGUUUCUGUUAAAUAUCUCCCUUAAAAAUGUAGGGUCUUAGGUUUUUAUAAAUCAUGAGAAACUCAAUUACAAUCAACGAAGUAAUGCUAAUGCAUAAAGAAAAAUUAAAAAGUUCUCAGAAAUUCAUCAUUUAUUCCUACAGAACAGUGACAAGCAUAAAACUUUUCAAAGUAUCUAAGUCAUUGUCAUUUUUGUUCUCUGUGAAAAUCUACCCUUUUCUGUAGGUGUAGCCUUGUUCACAUGUAGCACCAGCUCUGAACAGAAAGACAUAUUAGCCUAGUGUGCUUAUGUUCUAUCUAUUGCAUUUUGUUUUCCUUAAGGAAUCUUUUCUAUAUCUUGAAUUAGUCCUUGGGUACAAACUUUCUUUCCAAGAUCAGCAAUUAGGAAAGAGAUACCAUCCUAUUGUUAUAAGGUCUAUAGGACAUAAGGGAAAAUGCUACUCCUAUACUCAUUAGGAUACCUAUAAAACCCGAAAAGGUUUAUUCUGCAUUUAAAGGUUUGUUGGCAUAACUACGUUAUUUAGCACAAGCAAAACAAAAUUAUACCCAUUAGUGGAAUAGCUCUCGAGGGCAAUGCCCUUACUACACAGGCAAUACAAUUCUCUUACUAGUAAAGUUUAUUUCAUUUGGAGUUUAGCUUUACCAGUCCAAUUCUCUAACAUGAACAAGGUCUUAAACCACUAUUUGUUUAACAGUGGCUACUACUUUCUGGGUCUUUGGCAUGCGUAUGUCUAAUCUUCUCUAGAAAAGGAAACUUUGCAUUUCAAAUGGCACAACUGCAGUCAGCUGCUGCUGGAAGACACUGAAACCCUUACUCUCUUGGUUCCAGCAGAUCUUUUGAUUUCCUUGAACCUCCAAUAAACCAUUCCACUCAAUGUUUAAGUUUCUAAAUAAAGUUACUAUUGGCAAACACUUAAAAAAGCAGCUCAAAACAAUUCCACUACCUAAUCAUAAAAGAACUGAUUAUACAUUAAUAUAGGAUGAUUAAAAACAGAUAAAACAGGAAAACAGAUUAUACUAGCCAUCAAAGUGUUAAGGACAUUUUUUUUCUAAAACAAAUCCAAUUUCAUACUUUGAGGCCACGGUUUAAUUGCCAGAGGUAAUAGCAACAGCUAGAAUGUACUUAGGUUUUUGAGGAAUAUUUCAAUUCACUUGCACAAGGCUGCAUAAUUAAAAGAAAAUACUAGACAAUAUUAAUAUAUUUGUGUAUCCCAUGAAUUAACAACUGUCUCAUUGCCAAACCUCAAAGAGCAGCUUUCAAAAGGAAUUGCCACUGAAUGAAACUGUUCAUUGUAAAGUUUCCACAAAGCUGACACUUGGCCUGAUACUAUUUGACAUCUUUAUAUAUGAACUGGAAGUCUGUAUAUAACAACCCCCACAGCAUUUGCAGAAGACAGUGUUUAGGAGAGAGGUAUUUAUAUAGAUCACUUGAUUUAGCUGCACUUUAUGUAAUCAAAAUUAAUUUUAAGGUAGACAGAUGCAGAACUUAGUACCUAGGCACAAGGAAUGGAGGCUGUUCCUAUUAGAGUAAAAGACUGCACCCAUAACUCUUACAGCCAUAAUUCUUAAAACAACUUUGGUGGAUAUCAGGGACUUAUGGCACAGUAUGAGGAUCCAAGGUGAUGCUAUGUAAAGAGAGCUAAUGAAAGCCUUCAAAAGAUACACACUGGAGCAGUGAACCACAUAAGGAAGGAUUUUAUUUCUGCAUGUGGCACUGGCAGACUCCCACUAGAAAACUAUGCAUAGCCCCCGUGUUCACCUUUUCAAAAAGACAUUCAAAUUCUGGAAAAAAAACCCCAACCAAACAAACACUAAAAAGAAACAAAAACAGUUAGAGAAAAUGCCUUCUAAUGUGACUAAAUAGCACAAUCUGUCUAUUUUAUCAGAAAGUAAACUGAGAAGUAACUAACUUGACUAUACUGUACAAGUACUUUGACAAGGAGAAAAUGCCAGUGGUGUGAGGCUCCUCAAACCAGCCAGGAAGUCACAAGAAGAUGACUUCUUGUCUCACCUUCUAGGCUCCUGUCUAGAAGGUGAAGCCAGGCACAAGGAAAUAAUAACUGAAGCACCAUGGUUUUUUAAGUGUAAGUGACAAUCUUACAAAAAUCCGUGAAAUCUUCAGUUCUUCGACAUCUUCAGAUAAAUUCUGGAGACUCUUAAAAAGUUAUGUUUUAGCCAAACACAAGUAAUUGGUCUCUGCAGGCAGGUAGGAAACACAAAGUCCAUGAGUAGAGCAGUCUUGCUAUGCAGGAGACCAGGAUCCUUUCUGACUUUACACCAUAGGAACAUAAUUAACCAGGUUCUUGGAUCCUAGUUGUCACUUGAACGGACACAUAAGUGAGUAUUUGAGAAGUCUGGGCUCACUUUAAACACUGUGUAUGCACUGCUAGAGAACUGGAGAAGAAUGGCCAGAAAGGACAAAAUCAUGUCCACAUGUCUGCAGUGAGAUUUUUUUAAAUGUAAAAGCUGAUAAUACUAUUCAGACAUUAUGGCACUUGUACAGAAUGUAUUGAGUUGUGCUUAGAAAAUAUGAUACAUUAAUAGUAUGGAUAAAAGACUUAUGUCUCAUUAGAUUAAAUCAUGAUACGUUCAUUAAGAUAAAUAGCAAGUGGUAUUUUUGUCUAUAAAUAAACUAGGUUUUUUUCUUCUGUAUCAUGAGAAAUUCUAUCAUCAGUCUUGUACUUUUGCCUUGGCUUAUUCUUCUCACGGAUAACAGCAUCUUCAUAGAAGAUCUUCUGUAUCUUCAUGGAGACCUUUUAUUUUCCUUGUGGCCUUAGAAAGCCUAUUUCUGUCUUCAUUUGAGGUCACUGAAAUUAUGACUGGUUGUUCUUGGACUGGACUGACCAUCAAGAAUCUAAGAAAUAUAUUACAUAAGAUACUAUAAAAACAAGACUAAAUUCCCAUACACCAAAGGAAUCAAACUGAAAAUGGACAAGCCUGCAAACAACAUGAAGCAAACUUGACACAAAACAGAUAUUUCACUGUGUACAAACAAUAGCUCUUGGCUGAUAAAUGGGAAGAAGUUUUAAGGUUGUUUGUAUUGUCAUGAGAUCAUGUCUUGCAGAAUCACAGGCCUCCAUCAAAUGAUCGGUGAUUUUCUGAUGGCAUGCGAACGGGCUGUAAUAAAGCUUUGUGAGAUGUUAUUUACUAAUAGCUAAUAGAGUAAUUUUGGUCUAGAUCUCUAUUUUCUAGUCUUGAUGAAAACAGUGUAAUCUUCUACGUCCCUAAGAAAGCUCCUCUCUGUGUUGGCAAGGAAAUGAUAAAAGACUGUAAUUAAGCAAUGAUGACCCUAAAGUGAAAUGUGGAUUCUUUACAAUAUACAAUGUCCUUCCCACCAGCCACAUGUGUUUGUCAGAUGUUUAUAGAAUCUUCAUUAACUAAGAGCUUUGCUAGAUAACAGAAGCUGAAGCAUGGCAUCAAUGACUGUGAUAAGGGCAAGUGUACAACCAAUCUGCUUGACAACUGACAAGAGGCUGGGGUUUGAGGCAGACUGCAAAAAGAACACAAGAAAGUGAUUUGCAAAGGGCAUUCCAGUUGUUUGCCUUCCAUCUCCUUUCCUCUGUCUCUAAUGAAACAAGGUUUUUAAGCAGUUAAAAUACCCUUGUCCUCUUGUCUCUUCACCAGAAAGGAAAUAUAGAAGAAAUGCAUUAUUUUGGAGUAUUAGCUGCACUGUCUGUUUUCAACAUCAUUGCCUGUUUGACAAGAGGCAAGCCUUUGGAAGACUGGGGCAAGUUAUCAGCUAUGGGAAAGUCCGAUGCACACUUUCAUGAUGCUGGGGAAGUGGAAGAUGAGACUCAUUUCAACUUUAAAUCUUUCCUGGAGAAUACGAAGACAGAUUUACUAAGGAGUUUGAAUUUAUCAAGAGUCCCCUCACAAGCGAAGACCAAAGAAGAACCAACACAGUUCAUGAUUGAUUUAUACAACAGAUAUACUGCAGACAAGUCCUCCAUCCCUGCAUCCAAUAUUGUAAGGAGCUUCAGUACUGAAGAUGUUGUUUCUUUAACUUCACCAGAAGAAAAUGCAUUUCAGAAACACAUCUUGCUCUUCAACAUCUCUAUUCCACGAUAUGAGGAAAUCACCAGAGCUGAACUGAGAAUUUAUAUCUCCUGUCACAGGGAAGUUGGGUCUCUCUCUAGGCUGGAAGGCAACAUGGUAAUUUACGAUGUUCUAGAUGGUGACCACUGGGAAAACUCAGAAAGUACCAAAUCUUUCCUUGUCUCCCACAAUAUCCACGAGUGUGGCUGGGAGAUGUUUGAAGUGUCAAGUGCUGUGAAAAGAUGGGUCAGGGCAGACAAACUGAAGACUAAAAACAAGCUAGAGGUUGUUAUAGAGAGUAAGGCUCCGGGUGGUUUCACUUGUGGGAAGCUGGAUAUCAGUGUUACACCUGACACUAAAAAUCUGCCCCUGUUAAUAGUGUUUUCCAAUGACCGCAGCAAUGGGACAAAAGAGACCAAAGUGGAGCUCCGGGAUAUGAUUGUUCAUGAACAAGAAAGUGUGCUAAAGAAAUUAGGAAAGAACAACACUUCGUCUGAAGAGGAAGAACAGCGAGAGGAAAAGGCCAUCACUGGGCCCCACCAGCAUUCUUCCAGAAGCAAGAGAAGCAUUGGAGCCAACCACUGCCGGAGAACUUCCCUCCAUGUGAACUUCGAAGAGAUUGGCUGGGAUUCCUGGAUCAUUGCACCAAAAGAUUAUGAGGCUUUUGAGUGUAAAGGAGGUUGCUUCUUCCCUCUGACAGAUAACGUUACCCCAACAAAACAUGCUAUUGUCCAAACUCUGGUGCAUCUCCAAAACCCAAAAAAAGCUUCCAAAGCCUGUUGUGUUCCAACCAAAUUGGAUUCAAUCUCCAUUCUUUAUAAGGAUGAUGCUGGUGUGCCCACUUUGAUAUAUAACUACGAAGGGAUGAAAGUGGCAGAAUGUGGCUGCAGGUAGUAUUCAAGGCAAAUCACUAAGAAUAAGAAUACCCCCUUUUUCUGCUCUGUGUAAAUCUGUACAUUAGGGAUGCAAAUCAAAAUCCUUGUGAACAAGGGUUGGAGCAGGGUAUGGGGCUGGUUGUUGUUGUUGCUGCUUGUUUAAAAGGAAAACUGGCAUUUAAAGAAUGGCAAUCAUUGUAAAUAGCCUGCAUUAUAUAUCAUGGCAAAGUGAAUACUGGAUUAAAAUAUUGUGAGGUUGAAUGAACUAUGCGUUAUUGGGCAACAGGGAUACAAUUUGAAUACCUUACUUCCACUUUUCUGUUUAAUUGAUUAAUUAACUGAAGAAUUUUCAACGGGGAUUUGGGAUGCUCUGUAACUGUUUAAUAGGUAUUGAAAU